AUGUCUGAUGGAAAUGAGUUGGCUUCUGACACAUACCAACAAGUAGAAUCAUCUACAACUUUAAUACAGCCUAUAGUAGAUGAAUUGGCAUUGGCUGAAGUUGAUGUUGUCCCAAGCCAACCAAUGUCUGAUGGAACUGAGUUGGCUUCUGACCAAAACCAACAAGUAGAAUCAUCUACAACUUUAAUACAGCCUAUAGUAGAUGAAUUGGCAUUGGCUGAAGUUGAUGUUGUCCCAAGCCAACCAAUGUCUGAUGGAACUGAGUUAGCUUCUUACCCCAAUCAGCAAGUAGAAUCUACAAUAGUUGAUGAAUUGACAUUGACUGAAGUUGAUGUUGUCCCAAGCCCACCAAUGUCUGGUGAUUCUAACCCACAACCAUUAUUUGGUAGAAUAACUGAUCAAGUUGCCGCUCUCCCAAAGUCAGAAGUGUUGUCGGUGGAAGUGAAGGACGCCAAUGUGACGGAGAAGGCGCUCCACUGCGGUUACAACUCCUGUAAUGCAGAGAGUGUUGGCCUCUCCAACAGCAGCUACUCCGGCGGGAGUGAAGGUUCGGUCCUCUCUAAUUUAUAUAUCUUGGCCACCAUCUUCCUGAUCGCCUCUCUCCUCGCCCCAGUCAUCAUCGUCAUCUUCGUCGAUCCCCUCAGCAGAUUCAUUAACAUUGACGAGAGUCGCAGCAGAAGCAAGAGCAGCUUGCAGCUUCUGGUAGCCACAUUCAACCACUUACGCCAUCCAUACCAGCUGCUGCUCAUCCCUAUAUCUGCAGUUGUUGGCUUCAACACUGGGACCCUCAUGGCAGACUACACUGCCGCGUACAUCUCGUGCGUGUUGGGUGUGCAUAUGGUGGGUUACAUCAUAGUAUGUUUUGGUGCAAGUUCGGCUGUGUGCGCGUUGGGGAUGAGCCUCCUAGUGAAGGUGUUGGGUCUAGUGACAGUAUUCACCUUGGGGUUCCUCAUCAACUUGGGCCUCAUCCUCGUCAUGAUCUUCUGGGUACCACAACCCGACGACAUGAUUUGGUUCUUCAUCAUAGGUGGCAUCUGGGGAUUGUCUGAUGCUAUCUGGCAGACGCAGGUUACUGUGCUGUAUGCCGUGGUCUUCCCUAAGCAGAUGGAUGAGGCCUUCACCAACUCCGUCCUAUGGAUGUGUUUUGGCUAUAGUGCCUCCUAUGCCAGUAGCAGUGUCCUCUGCCUCAAUUCCAAGGUGAUCAUUUUCAUCAUCCUUCUCGUGUUGGGCAUCCUCGGGUACUAUGCCAUAGAAACAAUAGAGAAGAUGGGAGGCCUCAAGAAGACUGUGGAUGGCAAUGUAAUACCACUUGACCGUCUCAUUACCAGAGCUUUCUGUGAAACCACUUGACACUUCUGUUUCUCCAGUGUUGAAAUAAUGAUGAAUUAUUAUUUUGGACAGGUGAUUUGGUUGCAUUAUUGUUUUGGUGACUUUAGUCAUUGUUCUUGUUUUACUUAGGAAUCCUCCAGUGUCCUUGUAUAUUAUGUAUAUAUGCAUGCACACAUGUAUGUAUGUAUUGUAACAACCAGGAAAAUCCUC
This is a messenger RNA of Procambarus clarkii (red swamp crayfish), 1539 nucleotides long. NCBI's taxonomy places the organism in Eukaryota, Metazoa, Arthropoda, Malacostraca, Decapoda, Cambaridae. The record is from RefSeq and is a predicted model, not a curated record.